Polypterus senegalus (gray bichir) is the source of this 5657-nucleotide messenger RNA. RefSeq names its product F-BAR domain only protein 1-like. The record is from RefSeq and is a predicted model, not a curated record. Lineage: Eukaryota; Metazoa; Chordata; Cladistia; Polypteriformes; Polypteridae. Gene Ontology annotation, biological process: clathrin coat assembly; clathrin-dependent endocytosis. Gene Ontology annotation, cellular component: clathrin-coated vesicle; cytoplasm; plasma membrane.
GCGUCUGCUGAAACCUUAGAGGCAACCGCGUAGAGAAGUGGAAAAACGCGCAUUGGUAGCGAUAACCGGGGAAACGCUGUGUGCAGAUCAAGCUACCUGUGCAAGAUGUCAGUGGUUGAGAUCAUCACUUGGGGUCCAGAAGGUGACACUCAUCUUAAAACUGCUUCUGAGAAGAGCACUGCCAGUCUCUUUCAUUGAGUUCCCAGCAAGCCUUUGCCCUGGUCCAGAUCCAACAUGUCGUACUUUCGGGACAACUUCUGGGGGGAGAGGAACUCUGGGUUCGAUGUUCUGUACCAUAACAUGAAACAUGGCCAGAUCUCCACCAAAGAGUUGGCAGAGUUUGUGCGAGAGCGAGCAGCUAUUGAAGAGAACUACUCCAAAUCAAUGAGCAAGCUGUCCAAGAUGGCAAGUGGCAGCAGCCAGCUAGGUACAUUCGCACCCAUGUGGGAUAUAUUCCGAAUUUCAUCUGACAAGUUGGCACUCUGCCACCUGGAGCUUGCCCGGAAACUCAAUGAUCUAAUUCGAGACAUUAGCAAGUAUGGGGAUGAGCAGGUCAAAGUUCAUCGAAAGACUAAGGAAGAAGUGACAGGCACCUUGGAGGUGGUCCAGAUGAUGCAGGUGGCCAGCGGCCAGCUGCACAAGGCCAAAGAGUGUUAUUAUAACCGUUGUCUCGAACAGGAGCGCCUAAGGAAGGAGGCUGCAGCUCAAAAGGACGUGGAAAAGGCCGAUAACAAGGCUCGAAAGGCGGCUGAAUCCUUUAGCUCCUCUGUUGAGAAAUUCAACCGUGUUGGUGAAGAAUUUGAGCGCAAAAUGAAUGAAUCUGCACAGAAGUUCCAGAACAUUGAGGAGUGUCACCUAAGGCAGAUGAAGGUCCUUAUCAAGUCAUAUUCUCACUCCAUCGAGGACACACAUGUGCAAAUAGGCCAGGUACAUGAAGAAUUUAAGCAAAAUGUGGAAAACACCGGGACUGACACUCUUGUGCGCAGGUUUGCUGAGCAGAAGGGAACUGGCAGGGAGAGACCAGGUACUGUUGGCUUUGAGGACUUCAAUUCAGUAGCAUUUUUGGAUGGGAUUAAAAAAAAUCGCAAUAAAACAUUCCGAAUUCCUGGCCUCAACAGGAAGGAGAAAGAGCCUGAGUCCCAAGACUAUCUCACCAGUGGCAUUUCAAAUUCUCCAGAGGUGGAUGAGGAAGGCUUCAUAAUCCGGUCUGACGUCAAUCAGAAUAAUGAGAAAGAGACCAACUUCUACUCCAGUGACUCGGACUUUGAUGAUGAUGAACCAAAGAAGAUUCGCAUACAGAUCCGUCCAGUUGCCAGCAGAAGUGGACAGGACUCAGCAGCCACAGAACAGGAACUAAAGGCCACUGUUGGGGCACUGACGCUUCCUCCAAACCGAGGGGUCUCCAUCAAGCGGCAGCUGUCAAGAACCUCUGGUUCUAUGAUGGGUAACCGAUCCAGAGAAGAAGGAGAAAAUGCACAACAAGGUGAUUCUGAACAUGACUGGCUCCAGCGGUCCACAUCCAGUCCAGAAGGAAACAGACUAAUUUCUGACAAACCUCCUCCAGAUCCCCUGUUUGGACCUCCACUGGAUUCUGCUUUUAAACCCAGCAGCCUGGGAGGCUCCAUGCCACCUACUUCAUCCUCUAAUUCUUCAUCCCCUGAAAAUGUUGAGGACUCUGGCCUGGACUCCCCUUCCCAUCAGCCACUUGGUCCUUCCCCAGAGCCUAGUCCCUGGGCUGCCUGGCCUCCAACGAGUUCCAGGCAGAGUAAAGGUUUCUCCGUCUCUACUGAUCCUUUCCUAGUGGCUUUCAGUGAGCCCUCCUCCUCAUCAUCACCUGCUUUGUCAGAGGAUGCCAACAGAGCAUGGUGCCCCUCUAGCCAGAGUCCCCGAGGACCCAGUGACAACUCUUCCUCUUCUCUUGCCACCUUCAGCCGCCCCUCAUCUUCUGAAUCUGAAGUACCACCUUGGCCUGGCCAACCCAGAGGAUCCCGGACUCCUGAUUCCACUGACUCUUUUCUGGCAGUGUUCUCCAAAGAACGGGCAAGCUCAGAACCUUUAAACCCAGCGCCAGCACAUCGUAAAGGUCCCACCCACAGUUCAGCUGGUGCAUCUCCUGUGUCACACUUAGAUCCCUUCUCCAUGUCCUUCAGCUGUUUAGCUGAUGGCAAGAUGGCCAUGCCUCCCCCAACAAGCUCAGGGAUAGAGCAAUGUGGGCCCUCAUCUAAGACAGUAUCUCCUGAAGACCCAUUUGCCAUCACGAUGGUUGGCAGUCCUACCCAUCAGUCAUCAGUCACAAACCCCAAACAGAAUGUUUCCAAAAGGCUAUCCACUCCAGGGACCAGGCCUGGUAAGAAAGAGCUAGUAAGAUGGAACUCGCUCCACAACCCCUUCCUGGAUGCCACGGGGGCCUGGGAGACAGGUCGUCAGCAGGAGACCCCCUUGAAUGAGCUAGACUCAGGACGGAAGCAUCAGUCCUCAGAAAGACUUGAUAGUUCACAACUGUGGGAAACAAGGAGACCCUGUCCUUCAGAGAGUUAUGGUACUGAAAAGAAGCCAGAUUCUUCACAAGGAUGGAGCUCAGAAAAGAAACCAUUACCUUCAGAUAGGCCAGAGCCUUCAGGAGGGUCAGGGAAAGAGAAGAAUCUGCACACUAUUCAUAGACUGGAAGCUUUAGACAGACGCAGCUCAGAAAAGAAGUCAAAUGCUUUUGACAGGCGAGCGUCCUUAGGGGAGUGGGGUAUGGAGAUGAAGCUACAAUCUUUUGAUAGGCCAGACACAUUCGAAGAAUGGGGUGCAGAGAAGAAGCCGCAGCCUUCAGAGAAACCAGAAACAAUGAGUGGAUGGGACACAGUUAAGAACUCAAAGUCAUCUGAUAGGCUGGAUAAGUCAGGGAGCUCGGGUACAGACAAGAAGUCACAGCCUUGUGAAAGGGUAGAGUCUUCGGGCGGGUGGAGAAUAGAGAAGAAGGCACCAUUAUCUGACCACUUGGAUUCUUCAGAGUUGUGGGGCUCGGAAAAGAAACCAUCAACCUCUUAUAGGCUGGAGGCCUCUGUGGGUGGCCCACAGAGAAGAAGCCACAACCCAGCGAUAGGGCUCAGUCAUCUGUACUAUGGGGUAGUGCAGAGAAGAAGAAGCAGUGUUCGGAGUGGCUGGAUUCAACAGGGAAGCUUGGGGCAGAUAAGAAGCUCCAGCCUCCUGACAGUCGAGUUAACAGGUGGGCUAAGAACAGAGAAAAGGCAACUGACAUCUGAUAGGGUAGAAUCUUCAGGGGGAUGGGGCAAAGAGAAGAAAUCUCCCUUCUCUGAUAGGCUGGAGUUGUCAAGUGGUGUGGGAACAGAGAAAAAGCAGCAGCCAUCAGAUAGGCUGGAGUCAUCUAGGGAAUGGGGCACAGAAAACAAACUGCUAUCCUCUGAUAAGCUAGAGUCAUCUGGAAGAAGAGAGAAGGAGAGAAGGCAGAGGUCCUCUGACAGGCUUAAUUCUUCUGGAGGUGGGGAGAUGGACAGGAGGCAACGAUCCUCGGAUAGAUGCAGCACUUCAAGAAGCUGGGAAAUAGAAAGGAGGCAACGGUCUUCUGACCGGCUUGGUGCUUCAGGUGACUUGGAACCUAGCAUGAGGCCAAGGUCCUCUGAGAGGCUUCCUGCUUCAGGAGGCCGGGAUAAUGAAAGGCAGCAGCAGUCUUCUGAAAGGAGAAACACAGCAGGGAGUGGUGAGACAGAUAGGCGUCCUCGAGGCACAGACAGACGUGCCACUUCAGAGAGAAAGCCACGGUCUUCCGAUCGACUUAGCAGUUUGGGCAGCUGGAAGAUCGAACGGAAACAGCAAGGUCCUGAAAAACAUGUUCCCCACUUGGGCCGUGAGAUUGAGACAAAGCUGCAGGACUCUGAGGUGCAGGAUCACUCUGGGUCCUCUGAAGUGGACAGAAAGCCAAGGUCCUCUGAGGGGCAGGACCCCCCAGGCAGCUGUGAAAUGGAUAGGAUGGUGCGGUCUUCUGAGGGCAUAUGCGGAAGCCAGCUGCAGAACUCCACAUCUUCGGGGUCUUCAAGUCGAGAUGGGGAGGCAGGUGGCAGGAAGGUGACCUCCCAGCCCAUUCAACCGGCAGGAUCACCUCACUCCAAUAAAGGAGAUGGUGUAGAUGCUGGUGUAACCCCUCCACCUCGACCCUCAAGAUCCAGGAGAAGCAGAGGAGGGAAGCUCAGUGGCUGUGAGCGGUCUAGGUCGUUGUGCUCGUCUCCUCUCCUGGGGCCUAGCUCCCCUUUAACAACCUCCGUCUCCUCAUCCAGCUCCUGUGACUGGGCAGUCAUCACCUCAAACCAACAACCUGGAAGCCCAUCAACAGGAGUGUCCCGAGGACCAAGUCCUGUCACCUUUGGAAAUCAGGAAGCUUGGCCUGUAGCAGCUGCCAUCACUGAAUAUAUCAAUGCCUACUUUAAAGGAGGAGAGCAUAACUGCUGUCUGGUAAAAAUUACAGGAGACCUGACGUUGUCCUUCCCUUCAGGGAUUGUCCAGAUUUUCAGCAACAGUGCCACUGCCCCUGUCCUCAGCUUUCGAUUGGUGAAAACAGCAAGAGUGGAUCAGUUUGUGCCCAAUCAGAAGCUUCUCUUCAGCGAUCCAUCACAGACAGACCCUGACAGCAGAGACUUCUGGGUCAACAUGCAGGCAUUAACUGUCCAUCUUCAGAGAGAAGCAGAGCUCAAUCCACAGGCGUCGUAUUUCAAUGUGGGUCUGCUCAAGUACCAGGUCUCCUCUCAGGACCCACGGUGUGCACCUCUCCGCCUCUCUGCCCAGUGCAUGCGCAGUGGCUCAGUCACACGUGUCUCACUGGACUACCACUACUGCCCUUCCUCCUCUUCUACAGAGCUCAGUAAUGUUCAGGUGGUAAUCCCCCUAGAGGAAUCGGCCAUGGACGUACAGUGCCAACCUGCAGGAGUGUGGAAUGCUGAAGAGAGGAGGCUGCUGUGGAAACUGCCCAAUAUCUCGCUGACAACUGAUGGCAAAGGGAAGGUGCGAGCCAGCUGGCAGUGUCGUGAUGGCCACUGUGGACCUCCCCCCAAUGUUGGAGUACAGUUUGUGGGAUCUGGAGAUGCCUUGUCAGGGGUUGACUUGGAACUGGUCGGUGGCCGAUAUCGCAUGUCACUAGUCAAGAAGAGGUUUGCCACCGAAAGAGGUUGCCUGGAAAAACUGUUGAGUGGACAUCCCCGUGUGGGCCAGGCCGCCCCUAAAGCUAAGGGCCGCUACGUCCACGAGUCGGCGGUCUAGCUGUCCAAGGAAAGUAUAUGGCAGGAUGUUCGGUGUGAUGAUGGUUUACAGAGAAGCACAAAACCGCACUUUCAAUUCUCCGUGCUGGGACAACACAAAGCUUUGGUUUCCACCUGGCAAAUGGCUGUUUUGAUGGACGUGACUGCCCACCAGAGAGAAUAGCAAAUUUUUUGGACGGACGGAGAAUGGCUUCUUAAUCAACAGAACUCGGCUCUAGAUCUAGAGUUUUUCUGUGUUGCUUUGUAAUUAUUUAGUACGUGUCGUAUGCCGUGUGGAUCUUGUGUGCCUUACAAAAUGAAAGCAAGAAUGAAGCUGGGAGCGUCGAACUGUAGGUCUGGGAUCUGCAUAACCUACAAAGAGAUGGUCUCAAAUGCUUUUCAGUAUUAUAAGUGGAUGUUUUG